UAUAGGAGCGCUCGUCGCGGGGGUAAUGGCUUGGCUCUUGAGAGAGAGGGAGAGAGAGGGAGAGGAUCCAUGGGGGACUCCAAGAAGGAGUCCAACGGAUGGAUAUCCGCCGCCAUGACCGCCGCCGUCGCCGAUCUCCCAUCCCCCUUGGGGCAGCUGGGCGUCGCGCUCUCGGACGCGGAGCUCCGGGAGAGCGCCUACGAGAUCUUCGUCGCAGCCUGCCGCGCCACCGGCAGCAAGCCCCUCACCUACACCCCCCAGUCCGAGCGCACCAUCGAACGGUCGACGUCCCUCCCGCCGUCGCUACAGCGGUCGCUGACCUCCGCGGCGGCCAGCAAGAUGAAGAAGGCCCUCGGGAUCAGGUCCCCGUCGAAUAAGGGCAUCCCCGGGAAUGCGUCCUCCAAGAAGCCGGUGUCGGCUGGCGAGCUGAUGAGGGUGCAGAUGGGGAUAUCCGAGCAACUGGACGCGCGGAUCCGAAGGGGUUUGCUGCGAAUUGCAGCCGCAAAUCUUGGGAAGCGUAUGGAGUCUAUGGUUCUGCCGCUAGAGUUGCUGCAGCAGUUCAAAUCUUCAGAUUUUCCUGAUCAACAAGAAUAUAUACGCUGGCAAACUAGAAAUUUGAAGGUUCUUGAUGCUGGACUACUCCGCCAUCCUUAUCUUCCGUUAGGCAAGUCAGAUGCUGCAUCACAAAAGCUUCGACAAAUUUUGCAUGAAGCUUCAAAGACACCUAUUGAGACCGGGAAAAAUUCAGAAGCAAUGCAGGUUCUACGAAAUGCUGCGAUGUCACUUGCCUACAGAUCUUUUAACGGAUUUGGUUCAGAUACAUGCCACUGGGCAGAUGGUUUUCCGCUUAAUCUCUAUCUGUACCAAAUGCUAUUAGAAGCUUGUUUUAACAACAGUAGUGAGGAAGCAUCAAUAAUCGAUGAAAUUGAUGAGGUUUUAGAGUUGAUAAAGAAAACAUGGGUCUUCCUAGGAAUAAAUGAGAUGUUUCAUAACCUCUGCUUUGCUUGGAUUUUGUUUCACAGAUUUGUCACUACUGGACAAGUUGAAACUGAUCUGCUAAUUGCAGCUGAUAAACAAUUAACUGAAGUUGCAAAGGAUGCAAAAGCAACACAAGACCCAACCUAUUCAAAAUAUUUGAAGUCAAUAUUGAGCUCUAUAAUGAGUUGGACAGAGAAAAGACUUCUUGCUUACCAUGAUAUGUUCAGCUCUAGUAACAUCGAGUCAAUGCAAAUCAUUGUCUCAUUGGGAGUCACAGGUGCAAAGAUACCAGUUGAAGAUAUUUCUAAUGGAUAUCGCCGUAGGAGGAAAGAAGAAACUGAUGUAGCUUGUAGCAGAAUUGAUGCCUAUAUUCGAUCAUCACUUCGCACUGCUUUUGCUCAGAAAAUGGAACAUAUAGCGUCAAGCAGGAGACCAUCAAGAAAACAAAGUACUCCAGUUCUUUGCAUUCUUGCACAGGAAAUUGGCAAUUUGGCAAGCAAAGAGCAAGAAAUGUUUAGUCCAAUAUUGAAGAAAUGGCAUCCACUUGCUGCUGGCGUUGCUGUUGCAACUCUUCAUUCUUGUUAUGGAAAUGAACUAAAGCAAUUUAUAUCUAGUGUCACAGAGCUAACACCAGAUGUGGUACAAGUUCUUAGAGCUGCUGACAAGUUAGAGAAACAACUUGUCAACAUUGCUGUUGAAGAUUCUGUAGAUAGUGAUGAUGGGGGUAAGUCAUUAAUCAGAGAAAUGCCACCUUACGAAGCUGAAUCCGCCAUUGCCAAUCUUGUAAGAGCAUGGAUAAGAACUAGGGCGGACAGGCUAAAGGAGUGGGUUGACCGGAACUUGCAGCAAGAGGUUUGGAUCCCAAGGGCAACCAAGGAAAGUUAUGCUCCUUCUUCAGUAGAGGUGCUACGGAUAAUUGACGAGACUUUAGAUGCUUACUUCCGACUGCCCAUACCCAUGCACCCUGCCUUGCUUCCUGACUUGCUAAUAGGACUUGAUCGGAAUCUGCAACAUUAUGCAUCUAAGGCAAAAGCAGGAUGUGGUAGCCGGAACAAUUUUAUGCCUACAUUGCCCGCAUUAACUAGAUGUGAAGUUGGUUCUAAAUUAUGGAAGAAAAAGGAUAAGUCACAAAACUUAACAAAAAGGAGAUCACAAGUUGGGUCGACAAACGGAGAUGGUUCUUUGAGUUUGUCACAGCUGUGUGUACGCAUCAAUUCACUUUAUCAUAUCCGCAAAGAGUUGGAGAACUUGGAGAAGAAAAUAAAGACCUGUUUAAGGAAUACCGAAUCAGCUCAAGCAGAUGUAUUAAAUGGUAUGCGGACCAGUUUUGAGCUUUCUUUGGCUGCUUGUCAAGAAGGAAUUCUGCAAGUUUGUGAGACGAUAGCCUACAAGGUAGUCUUUCAUGACCUGAGUCACAUUUUAUGGGAUGCUUUAUUCGUUGGUGAGACUGCUGCUUCAAGAAUACAUCCUUUUCUAAAAGAACUCGACCCUACUUUGGAGAUGGUAUCAAGCACAGUGCACAACAGAGUACGAUACCGAGUGAUAACUGCACUAAUGAAAGCUUCGUUUGAUGGGUUCUUGCUUGUGCUUCUUGCUGGUGGCCCAUCACGUGGUUUCUCUCGCCAAGAUUCUCAUAUUAUAGAGGAUGAUUUCAAAUCUCUUAAAGAUUUAUACUUGGCUGACGGAGAUGGGUUGCCUGAAGAGUUGGUCGAGAAGGCUGCAAGAGAAGUGAACAAUGUGCUACCCCUAUUUCGCACCGACACAGAGACCCUCAUCGAACGGUUCAAACAGAUGGUUGUAGAGACAAAUGAUUCUGCAGCCAAAUCCAAAUAUCCAUUACCUCCAAAUCCAGGGCACUGGAGCCCGACCGAGCCCAACACAGUUCUACAUGUUUUAUGCCAUAGGAAUGAUGAUGCAGCAACAAAAUUCCUAAAGAAAACUUACAACUUGCCCAAAAAGCUGUAGCUUGUUGGCCCACUGUGGGAAAAUCAGUGCACAAUUGGUUCCGCGAGGAGCACUUAUUGUCUAUAUUUCCAGCCUUGAUUAUGCAAAUAUUCCCGGUCCUGCCUUUUGAAAUAUAAAACUGUUUCUCAAGCUGUCUGGUGGAGUUGAACUGUGAAAGAUGUGAGAUAAGGAAUUGGUCUAAUGCUGUUCAAUGGAGUUUGGGACAUUAGAAGGGGUUGUAUGAUCAACAGUCUGAUAUUGAUUCCAUGAGCCAAGAGAAAAGGUGGUGAGCAUCUUGUCUUCAUCAUUCUUCUGGAUAUAAACAGGUAUCUAGAGGUUGAAGUGGUUAACCCACCGUUUAGAAGCAUUCUUCUUCAGUUCACUGGCAGUCUCUUAGGGUAACUUAACUAUUUUUUUUUUCCCUCCAUGAUGUUGUGACAAAAGCUAGAGAACUGUUGGUUGACAAUUUGCAGCUAGCGUGUUAGUUGUAUAAUAUAACAAAUCUAACAUGAUAUAUGUGCCCUUCAAUAAUAUCAUCCUCUUUUGUUUAA
This is a messenger RNA of Musa acuminata subsp. malaccensis (wild Malaysian banana), 3473 nucleotides long. The record is from RefSeq and is a predicted model, not a curated record. Lineage: Eukaryota; Viridiplantae; Streptophyta; Magnoliopsida; Zingiberales; Musaceae.